This is a messenger RNA of Necator americanus (New World hookworm), 2298 nucleotides long. RefSeq lists its product as uncharacterized. Gene Ontology annotation, cellular component: membrane. The transcript is spliced from 20 exons. The coding region runs from base 1 to 2298 and encodes 765 amino acids. The record is from RefSeq and is a predicted model, not a curated record. Lineage: Eukaryota; Metazoa; Nematoda; Chromadorea; Rhabditida; Ancylostomatidae. Gene Ontology annotation, molecular function: sodium:potassium:chloride symporter activity. Gene Ontology annotation, biological process: potassium ion homeostasis; sodium ion homeostasis; potassium ion import across plasma membrane.
AUGAUAGGAGCGGAAUCAUCUCAUAUCCUGAAACCCACAACCCCAUCUCUAGCUUUUCCCGUGGAUUCUCUCACAAAGUCAGAUUCGCGAGACGCUGAUGGUUUGCUACCCCCAAUUUGGAACGGGUCUGUUUUCAUCCCACCGGACUGUACUCUCAAUAGUACAUGCCAGUACGGUCUCAUGAACUAUUUCCAGAUCAUGGAAAUGGAAUCACUUUGGGGUCCACUGAUCACUGCUGGAAUAUUUGCGGCUACUCUCAGCUCAGCACUUGCCAGCCUUGUUAGCGCACCUAAAGUAUUCCAGGCUGUAUGCAAGGAUCGUCUUUUUCCCAAAAUUGGAUACUUCGCGAAAGGUUAUGGGAAAAAUGAAGAACCUAGACGAGCAUAUGCUCUCACGUUCAUUAUUGCGAUGGCUAUGAUUGGAAUAGGCGACCUUAACGCCAUCGCACCGAUCAUAUCCAACUUUUUUUUGGCUUCGUAUGCACUCAUCAAUUACGCCUGCUUCGAUGCAUCGUUCGCUGAUUCUCCAGGCUUUCGUCCUGGAUUCAAAUAUUACAACAUGUGGGUUUCACUCGGUGGUGCAUUACUAUGUAUCGUAGUGAUGUUCAUAAUCAGUUGGGCGACUGCACUGAUCACCUUUUUCUGCUUUGCUGCUCUGUUCCUAUAUAUUCUGCAUCGAAAACCUGACGUAAAUUGGGGCUCUUCCACUCAAGCACAUAGCUACAAAAAUGCUCUAUCGGGGAUGAUAAAACUCUCCCACACCGAGGAGCACGUCAAAAAUUACAGACCACAACUACUUGUACUAUGCGGAAAUGCUGCAGCAAGGCCUUCUUUGGUUGACUUUGCCAACAGCAUCACGAAAGGGACGUCUCUGAUGAUUUGUGGAUAUGUUGUGCCUUACAAUCCAUCCGAUCGCGUUUAUUCUGUCAUGAGGAAACUUGAGCGUCAGCUAAGCGAAUGGCUGCGUAAAAGACGAGUGAAGGCUUUUUAUGCAGCAGUGGCGAAUGCUAGUCUUCGGGCUGGUGCUCAAUCUUUACUACAGGUUUGCGGUCUUGGUAAACUACGCCCAAAUAUUAUUCUCAUUGGAUUCAAAACGAAUUGGAGUCGUCGUGGGCCUAUACCUGAAACGAUGGAAGACAUGAAUGAAUACUUUGGAACCAUUCAAGAUGCAUUCGACAGCAACAUGGCAGUUUGCGUGCUUCGAAACGGAGACAUGGGUCUCGACUUCAGCGAAGCAAUGAAGCUCUUAAACGUGGGCGAAUCACGGCGACUACAAAUAAACCUGGACGAGAACGAUAAGGAUGGCUUGGAGUCACCAUGUCGUCCUCUUACCGAAACCAAAUCAAAUUCCAAGGCAAGCCAAAAGAAUGAAAGUGAGGAAGAAAGAGCGGAAACAGGGUCUCUUCGGCACAAGGACAGUGCCCGUAGUAUGGAACGUUUUGUGAAGCUUAACCAUCAUUACAUUACUGCUUCAAAUACUCUGACAGAGAAUUAUGGUUUUGUCGACAUGGAGGAUGAAAACUGCUGUGAUUGUAAUGCAGAUCACUCCGAGGAGUGUGAAAAAUGCAGACCAGAGGCUAAAGAUAGCGAAGACGUCGAGACGGGAAGUUCACAACCUCAUUUAAGUGACGACCCCAAAGAGAUAAAACAUACUUUUUCGUUGCGAAGACGAAGCACUCGUCGACCGACAACUGAGCAAAAAGCUCUGUUAGCAUCGAUAUCACGCUUCCAAAGGAAGGUUAAGAAGGGUGUCAUUGAUGUUUGGUGGCUUUACGAUGAUGGUGGCCUCACUCUUCUGAUACCUCAUCUGCUAACUAUUCCCAAAAGCUAUCUCGAGGGGGCAAAAUUGCGCGUUUUUACGAUAUCAACGAGCUCUCGUACUAUGGAACAAGAGCAACGCAGUAUGGCCGCACUUCUUUCAAAGUUCAGAAUAAAUUUUAGCGACGUCUCUGUUAUUUCGGACAUUGGCCGCAAGCCACAACCUGAGACAUUGAUGAGUUGGGAGAAGCUAAUUCUUCCGUUCAUUGCUCCUGAUGAUUCCGAAUGUCCUUUGGGUAUGACAACACAGAGUGAAUUGGACGCUCAAAAGCAAAAGACUAAUCGACAGCUACGUGCUGCUGAGCUUCUUCGUGAACAUUCCGCUGAUGCAGAUCUCAUCGUUAUGACCUUACCUGUACCUCGAAAAGGUAUGGUUAGUGCGUCUCUGUAUUUAUCCUGGUUAGAUAUUAUGACACGAAGCCUCCCACCUAUUUUGUUGGUACGUGGAAAUCAGACCUCUGUGUUGACCUUCUAUUCCUAA